Vicia faba (fava bean) is the source of this 3798-nucleotide messenger RNA. Lineage: Eukaryota; Viridiplantae; Streptophyta; Magnoliopsida; Fabales; Fabaceae. The record is from the annotation of a GenBank genome assembly.
AUGGCGGCGCCCGAGAACCACAACACCAACGCUCCGACCAAAACCAGAGAAGAUGGCGAACUCUCUAAUUCCGAUGAGGCUGACGAAAACUCCAAUGGAUCUACGGUGCAAGCCACCCUUGCUGCAGGGUCCAGUUUUGUUCCUUCGGUGAAACCAAGUACCCAAGGCAUUCAAGGUGGAGGCUCCAAUAAUAUACAGAUGCGAACAACCAUACAACCGAUUUCACAGAAGAGCAUAAAAAAGAGCCAGUUACCCCUUAAAUCUUCUCCAUGGACUGGUCAUGCAAGCGAUGAUAAAAAUCUUGUGAUAAGCUUUUCUGAUGAUGACAGUGGUAGUAGUGACUUUGAAAAAGGUACUGUUGUCACGUUGGAGAGAAAUGUCAAGCGACCUAGCUCAUCCUUGGAAUAUUCAAACAAGUUACAGUUACCACAAAAUAGUAGAAGUUUGCAGAAGGAAAUGCCCAAGAAAUUUCCUUCUAAUCGUACAUUUCUCUCAUCAACCACCAAGAUUCCUAGUUUAAAUUCUAAGGGGGCUGGAUCCUGGUCAUUGGGACAAGGAUCACAAGCUAGAAAUUUCAAUCCAAUGAACAGAACUUUAGCUAGCCGAGAGCGUGGACGUGACCAAGGAGCAGUAUCAAAUGGCAAUAAACUUCAGGAUUUGCGGCAUCAGAUUGCACUUCGGGAAAGUGAACUAAAGUUGAAGACAGCCCAGCUAAGUAAGGAGUCUGCUUUAGUUUUGGGUAGGGAUCAGAAUGCCACGAGCCUAAAGAAUGACAAAACUAAGAAAAAUAUCCCCGUUUCAUCUGGAGCUGCACAAUUGGAGCCAAAAGAACCAGAUAGGAAGCGCAUGAAACUUGACACAACUCAUGAUACCCCUCAAGUUGUUGGUGGUCAGCAAGUUCCUGUUGUAAAAUCUAUAUUACCAUCAAAAGAUUCUCUGUGCGGAGACAUUUGUCCUCAGGAGAAAAACAUGGUUGAUCAUAACCAGAAAGUGAUUCCAUCUUGUAGAGGAGAGUCAACAAUCAUCAAAUCACAAAGACAACCUGACAAUCAUCUUGACAACCCAUUACAAAAUAUAUCUUGUAAAGCAAGAGAAGGUGAUGUCAAUUAUGGUUGCAACCAGACUGACAAAAGUAGUAGUCUGGUUGACCCUUGUGCAACUUUCAACCAAAGUGCAAUGCCAGCAAAUUUGCCUUCCAGUUGCGCGCCAACUAAUUUAGAAGCAUUAAACAAUGCUGUUCUUAUGAAUCAUCAUAAUGGUAAUGCAAGUGUCUCAGAGCAUAGCAGCAUUGAUUUACAGUCGUUUUUUGGUAUAGAAGAAUUGAUAGACAAGGAACUGGAGGAAGCUCAAGAGCACAGACAUAAUUGUGAAAUUGAAGAGAGAAAUGCACACAGAGCUUAUCUUAAAGCUCAGAGGUCUUUGCUUGAGGCUAAUGCUCGAUGCAACAAUCUUUAUCACCAAAGGGAGUUGUAUUUAGCUAAGCUACGAUCUUUAAUUUUGAAUAAUUCCAGUUUUUCUUGGUCUUUAGGACAGCACCAGCAACUUGAUAUAGGUCUAGAUUACGUACCUAAACUUGGAUAUCAAAUACCCACAUCAAGCUGUCCGAGGCAGGCUGAAUAUAAUAUUAAUAAUCCUAGUUUUGAUUCUAAUGAUCAAGGCAUCAAUAAUAGGCAAUCUGAUACUUCCUAUCACCACACAGAUGGAGCAAAUUUAGGAUCUGAACAUUGCGUUGAACCAGAUGCUAGUACAUCUGAACCAUUGUCUCAAAGGGGUAAUCAUGCCGCAGAUGGAGUGUAUUCUCCUAUGGAAGAAUUUGAUACAUCAGAUAAUGAAAAUGAAGAGAUUUCUCUAGCUGAACAUGCUUCUAAUCAUCUUGAUGCUGAAUAUCAAAGAAAACAAGACUCCAAAGCAAAACAAAUGCACAUAGAUACUACAUCAAAUGCAAAUUGUUCCACCGAUAGUCCUCAGGAUUCUUUGCUUCUUGAAGCAACAUUAAGGUCUGAAUUAUUUGCACGAUUAGGGAAAAGAGCUAUGAAGAGUAGUAGUCCAUGCAACAACAUUGAGACUGCUGAACGAGGUAUUGAAAAUGAGGUUGGAAAUGAGAAAAGCCAACUGCAUCAUGGCGCUGUCCCAUUGUCUAAUGCAGAAAACAAUGAUCUUAAAGGCAUUGAUAGGGAAGAAAGGAGCACCCAUCUGGAUUCCAAUGAGAUUCAAAGUCAGCAAAUCAUUGGUGGAAAUACUUUGAAUGUCAACUGCUGUGCUGGUUCAGGUGAUCGAGGGGAUAUGCCUUUUCAAGAUCAUCACUCAACUAAUUCAGUGAACAUUCCACCUUUGACUUUUAGGAGUGUAUUUAGUGAGCUGAGAGAAAUUUCACCAUUUACUUCAAAUCAGUUACCAAAUAAAAAUAAGUACACUCAUGAUAAUGAUGGUCAAAGUCAAAAUGCUACUUGCCUUAGUUCUGAUGAAGCAAAGAGGGACAGCAUGAUGGCAGUUUCAAUGCCUGUCACCAUUGGGAAUUUAUUUUCAAAAGAAGGCUCUUAUGGCUGCAGUCCCGAAGUUGAUCCAUUUUGGCCACUUUGCAUGUAUGAGCUGCGGGGAAAAUGCAACAAUGACGAGUGUCCUUGGCAGCAUGCGAAAGACUAUGGUGAUGGAAACACUAAUCAGCAUCAAGAUACCGAUUUUAAUAAUGGAGAUUCUCAAGAUAGAUUACCGUUGCAUCAACAAAAUUGUAAUGGGGUGACAAAAGUUACCAAGUAUCACAAAGCUACUAUUCUGCCAACAUACCUUGUUAGUUUAGAUGUUCUGAAAGCGGAUCAAUUUGCAUAUAAACCUAUUGCUGCACAGAGGAUUGCUCAAUACUGGCAGCAGCAUUUCAGUAUCACUCUGGCUACUAUGAAUUUGCUACAAAAUGGUUCACCCGCAGAUGGUCCAUUAUUACAUGGUGGUGAUGAACGCAUAGAGGUCCAUGGGGCAUGGAACAAGCAGUUAUCUAUUCAGUGGAGAAAUGGAGUUGGGAAUCAAAUUAAACAGGCUAUGGCUGAUAGUGAGCAAGCUGUUGAGACGGCUCUUCUUAUUCUCAACCAGGAAAUCAAUAAGUUGCAAGGGGUGCGAAAGGCUCUAUCUGUACUGUCCGAAGCGCUGGAUAAGAAUCCAACAUCUGAAGUAACCUGGAUAGUUUACAUGCUCAUUUACUAUGGAGGUUUGGGGCAAAAUGAAAAGGAGGACAUGUUCUCAUGCGCGGUUAAGCUCUAUGAAAGAUCUUAUGUACUGUGGCUCAUGUACAUCAAUAGUCGGAUAAAGCUUGAUGAUCGGUUAGCGGUCUAUGAUUCUGCCAUCUCAGCUCUCUGUCAGCAUGCAUCUGCUGUUCCUGAAGACAGAGCAAGCGAAAGUGCAAGCAUCUUAGAUUUAUUUCUGCAGAUGAUGGAUUGUUUAUGCAUGUCGGGGAACGUUGAGAAGGCCAUUCAGAAAAGUCAUGAAGUUUUCUUGGCUACAUCUAAAUUGGAUGAGCCCGAUCUUCUGCCACUCUCAGAUAUACUCAAUUGCUUAACAAUUUCUGACAAAUGUGUGUUAUGGAUUUGUUGUGUUUACUUAGUUAUUUACAGGAAACUGCCUGGUGCUGUUGUUCAGAAGUUUGAAUGUGAGAAAGAUCUCCUGGACAUUGAAUGGCCUUCUGUUAGUUUAUCAGACAAUGAAAAGGAGAGGGCUGUUAAACUUAUGGAAACAGCAGUUGAAUAUAUAAACUCACGUGCCUUCACAUUGGAUAGUGAAGUUGAUCUCAACUAUACCCUUUCUGCAUAG